Molecule: messenger RNA, 1302 nt
Organism: Pochonia chlamydosporia 170
Lineage: Eukaryota; Fungi; Ascomycota; Sordariomycetes; Hypocreales; Clavicipitaceae
Product: C2H2 finger domain-containing protein
Exons: 2
Coding region: 1-1302 (433 amino acids)
Source: RefSeq, a predicted model, not a curated record
AUGCAAUCCUCCUCUAGGCCAUUGACGCUCCAGCGUCCGUCCGUCUCGAGCCCCUCGGCCACCGCGAUACCCGGUCGACAGUCCCAUGCUCGAAAUAACUCCCACUCUCUCCUCUCCACUUCCCUCAAUGCAAACCACCGCGUAACUCGACGCAAGUCCGUCACGAACCCGGGUCCCAAUGUAGCUGCCCUCACCGCUGCCGUUGCCAACGGCGAGCAGAUGGCUGCUAUCCCCAUCGCCAACGGAGGCCGACGCAAUACCGUAUCUAAAGCUGCCCUCGCGAAGACGGCCCUUGUUGGCAGCCUCCCCUCCCCUCCUGCCAGUCUGCCCGCGAACAAGACCAUACCCGAAAUCAAGCACGAAAUUCACGACAGUGCCAUCGACGACGGAAAUGACGUGUCGGCGGAUGAAGCCAACAAGUCACAGAAUGCCCGCAUUCGACGGGCCAGUGACGGCUCCCCCCUCGUGAAGGAGUCCAAGAAGAGCAACCGCGUCGAGGUACGCUGCGACAAGUGCGGCAAGAGCUACAAGCAUAGCAGUUGCUUGACCAAGCAUUUAUGGGAGCAUACGCCCGAAUGGUCCUUCACGUCAAAGCUGCUCAUCUCAAAGCACCAGCAAGUGCAGCUUUUGGAAGCCGCCUCCGUACUUGUCGCUAUGAACGACAAGGAGAGCACGGCAACACCACCAGAUUCAACCAAGGAUUCUGGCAGCGAGCCUGAUUCUUCAUCGCCCGCCGCCUCCGGCUACUCGGAGCAGAUUGAACGCCAAAGCUCGGCCGAUACCACCCCGCCGCCCAUGCUGGAAGAAUCAGGCCUCAGCGGAUUGUCCUACCGUGACAGCAAUGGUGCUGGGUUCGCCCGAAGCUACCAGUCUGCUGUCUCGGGAAGCAUUCCUAAUGGCUCCAUGUUUGGGCACUUCCGACAGCCCAGUCACGAGCGUCGACCACCAUCAUCUGGUGCUAACCGCACCGGUGAGGAUGACCGUGACUUGGCCGCUGCUGUCGAGCUACUCAGCUGCAGUUUCAACAGCAACAAUGGGUCUCACGGCACUAUAACAGUGCCGUCAGAUGCACCACCUGUACCACCAGUUCCUGCCCAGUACCUUGACCAGGCUCCUUCGUUUUCGAGUGCGGGAUUCAUCAACAGUUUCCCUAGUCGUCAACCGGAGAGUUUCACUCGGGGUGAGAUACGCCGUGGCAGCCAGGAUGUUAAGAUGGAAGACAGCGAUGACGACUUCGACAUGCAAUCUCGAGCUCGAAGUGACGAAGAUGAUGAUGGCGUUUUUGGUCGUAUGGAGGAGUAG